AUGUUUGCAAUAAUUUUUUCUGGUGUAACAGGUUUAAUGGCUGGUGCAAAUAUGUCUGGUGAAUUGGCACGCCCAAAUGUUUCUAUUCCUAGAGGAACUUUACAGGCUGUUUUUACAACUUUAUUUACUUAUGUUUUCACAACAUUCCUUCUUUGCCUCUCCUGCUCUCGUAAACUUCUUCAACAAGAUUAUAUGGUUAUGGUUGAUAUAAGUGUAGUUCCGUCAAUUUUAAUGCUUGGGAUUUUUGCUGCUACUUUCUUUUCUUCAAUGAGCAAUUUAAUUGGAGCUUCUAGAGUUUUGACUAGAUUUGCUCAGGACAAACUCUUUGGAAAUUUAUUAAAACCAGCAACACUAGAAUUUGGUUCUAAACGUAAUCCACUCAUUUCUGUUAUAAUCUCUUGGGUUGGCGUUGUUUUUGUUUUAAUGAUUGGAGCAAUGAAUAGAAUUGCAAAGAUAACUUCAAUUCUCUUUUUACUUUCUUAUAUGGGUGUCAACAUUGCUACUUUGGCAUUAGAAUUGACUAGCGCUCCCAAUUUCCGUCCAAAUUUUAAAUAUUUUUCUUGGCAUACAUGUGCUUUGGGAGCUCUUUCAACGGUCAUAAUGAUGUUAGUUAUUGACACAUCUAUUUCUGCUGCUGCUGUAGUAAUGCUUAUGUUGUUAAUUAUGAUUUUGCAUUAUCAGGCUCCAAUUGGUUCAUGGGGUUCAAUUUCCCAAGCACUCAUAUAUCACCAAGUACGAAAAUAUUUAUUAUUGUUGGAUAUACGAAAAGAACAUGUCAAAUUUUGGCGUCCACAAAUUUUACUUUUGGUUAAUCGCCCAGCUACCUGUUUUUCUCUUAUGGAUUUUGUUAAUGAUAUAAAAAAGAGUGGAUUAUAUGUUAUUGGACAUGUACAAAGAGGAGAUAUGGGGGGAUGUAAAUUAAGUAAUGGGGGAGGUGAUUUAAGUAAACAAUCUCAGCAAACAAUGGAUCCGUUACAACAGGUAUUUCCAUAUUGGCUAUCUCUUGUCGACUACUUAAAAUUGAAAGCAUUUGUUGAAUUAACAUUAACAGAUGAUGUACGUAUUGGAAUACAACAAUUAACCCGUUUAAGUGGACUUGGGGCAAUGAAACCAAAUACAGUUAUUUUAGGCUUUCAUGAAGAAAAGCCUUGUGAACCUAUACUUUCUGAAACACAUUUACUCAAAGAAUUAAAAUUUUCUAAAAUUGGAAGAACUGAAGUUGUGGAAUAUUUUACUGCUAGUGAUUUUCCUCCAAAUUUUAAUUCUUUGGAAGGAAAUGAUAUUUCUUCAGCCAAUUCAACAACACGUCUAGAAGCUUUAGAAUAUGUCCAAAUACUCAACGAUAUAAUUAAUCUCAAUAAAAAUGUUUGUAUUGCACGUCAUUUUACUCAAUUUGACAAGGAAAUUUCAUUAAAGCAAUCAAGUCGCCGUUUCAUCGAUGUUUGGCCUUCCCACUUUUUCAAAAUUGCUGAGGAAGGAAAGGGAAAUAAAACUCCUGGGACUGGACUUAGAUGGGACAAUUCUUCCCUUUUUGUUUUACAAUUGGCUUGUAUUCUUUCAAUGUCUAGUAAAUGGAAAAAUACAACUUUACGUGUACAUAUUUGUGUGCAUAGUUUACAGGACAUGCAUUGUCAAGAACUUCAACUUAAAAGUAUGCUUGAACAAUUACGUAUUAAAGCAAAAACAGUAAUGGUACCUUGGGAUCACGUUUUGCAACAAAUUGAAAAAACAACUUCACAAACAUUUACUGAAAUAACAGAAUAUCCUUUACAAUUUGUAAAAGCAGUUAAUGAAACAAUUCAACGAAAUAGUGGAGAGGGGGCUGCUGUUUGUUUUUUAAAUUUACCAAAUCCACCUUUAAAUGCAAACAAAUCAGAAUAUUAUUUACAACAAUUAAGUAUUUUAACUGAUUCAUUACCCCCAACAAUACUUGUACAUGGACUGACUUCUGUUAUUUCAACAGCUUUGUAAUUGUUAAGGGAAGGUAAGAAAUUUAAAAACAUUUAUUUUAGGGGGGAUUUAAAAAUUAGGGGGUUGUUAGCGGCCGGUUAAUUUUUCCAUGUGGCGGCGCAACUAGAGGAAAAAAGAAAAGAGCAUUUGAACCGCCAUAAGGAAAAAUUAACAGAUUACCAACAACAAUAUUUAAAAUCUUCUUUAGAGACUUGCAUUAAUUAUCAGGAAGG
Molecule: messenger RNA, 2183 nt
Organism: Meloidogyne enterolobii
Lineage: Eukaryota; Metazoa; Nematoda; Chromadorea; Rhabditida; Meloidogynidae
Source: the annotation of a GenBank genome assembly